Molecule: messenger RNA, 3649 nt
Organism: Blepharisma stoltei
Lineage: Eukaryota; Ciliophora; Heterotrichea; Heterotrichida; Blepharismidae
Source: the annotation of a GenBank genome assembly
AUGGAACUCAGUGUUGCAAGACGUCCAAACACCUGCUCUAUCGGAACUGUGAUUCCCAUCUGCGCAAACUUCUUUCGGUUCAACACCGCUUCAAACGUUGACUUUAUGCAAAAAUACAGUGUUGCUUUCGAGCCAGAUAUCCCUGCCAGCUUAUUUAAGCAACGUGAAAGACUUUUAACUUCCUGGGCUUAAUAAAUAAUUUAUUUAAAAAUUAAUUUUAAUAAUAUUUUUCAUAUUUAUUUAAAAAUUAGACUGUCUUACAUGACUUGGAAGAGUAAGAAAAGUUUCAAGCCAACUUAUUCCUCAAAUUGGGAAGUAUGUGUUCGCUAAUACCGCAGUCUACUGCAUCCAUUCAGCUUCACAAGGACUCAGCGGAAGUAUCACUGUGACAACCAAUUUCGAUAACGUUGACUACUCAAUUACCCUCACUCCUACAGGCAGAGUAGAAAGCACCGAAGAAAAAAAGCAUUUUUUCAACAGAUUCUUCAACUCAGUCCAAGGAAAGCUUGACCUCAUCAUGAUUGGCAGAAAAUUCUACGACCCCACUAAUUCAAAAGAUCUUCCUCAGCACCACAUAUAUAUUAAAAUGGCGGCACGUGUCAACCUGCCCUCUUGGCGCAGCAGUCCAGACCUUAUGGCUACGGCGAACUGGGACGGACUCCGAGCCGAGAAUCAGGUGCAGGCUCCAGAGCUGUGUAUCCGGGUAGGUUUUGGCUGCUUUCCUGAGGUUGGAAAUGGAGGUGCUCAACAGCGUCCUUUGGAUCCGAGGCCCAUGAGCAUUCCUUUACCGAGAACUGGGGGUUUCGGCACAGGCCACAGGGGAACAGUCUUUUUCCUGUAGCUAUCGAAGGAAGGCACUUCGACACCCGAUAGACUCCAAGGAGCUGAUCCUUGGAAUCAAGCUACUCCAAUCGCCCGCAGCAGGACCGCAGAAAUCCAUAAGCCGCCCACUCAAGACUGAAGCCACAAGGCAAGGAGGAGACAGAAGGUACCGGAAGGGCACUCGCAAGAGGGAUAGACUCUCUGAGCUGGAGUCGAAAAGCGGUAGAACUUCCCGUACGGGAGGUCUUUGGUGACUGCGUCACCAAUAUGGCUAGCGCCUGACUUUAAUAAUCCUAAUCCUAAUCCUCAGCACCACAUUUCUAUCUGGCCAGGAUACUAUACCUCAGUCGGCUCCUAUGCUGAAGGCUGCCUUGUCAAUAUAGACAUUUCCCAUCGUUGUCUACGUACCAUCACUGUCUAUGACCAAAUCAAAGAAAUCAGAACUCGCUCUAACAAUGACUAUGCCCAAAACUCCUUAAAGCUUUUACUAAACGCCACAGUCCUUACUCUUUACAACAAGAAAACUUAUAAAGUCGUCGACAUUGAUUUCGACUCCACAGCUGAGUCCACCUUCCAAGAUUCUACUGGAAAAGUCCAAACUUAUAAAGAGUAUUAUGAAAAAAGAUGGCAAAAAAAUAUUGAGCACAAUGAACAACCAUUAUUAAAGGCAACUACCAAUAAAAACCCUAACCCUUGCUAUCUGAUUCCUGAAUUCUGUGUACUCACAGGCCUUACUGAUGAAAUGAGGGCUGAUUUUAAUAUCAUGAAAGAUAUGGCUAAUGCGACAAAAAAGGAGCCACAGGAAAGACUGCAAAAAUCAGCGGGACUUAUCAAUACAGUUAACUCGAACAGUAAAACUAGAAGUGAAAUUGACCAAUGGAGGAUUUCUUUGUCACCUGAUCCAGUCACUAUUGAAGGAAGAGUGCUCCCAAUGGGAGGAAUUAUGCUGGCAAAUAACCAGACUUUUAAUAUUGGACAGAGCGGAAGUUUUGAUAGAGAGUCGCAAGGAGCUAUGUUUGAGCAGCCACCUAUGAAUAACUGGGCUAUUUUACAUUGCGAAAACGAUAAAAGACUUGUGGAUACCUUUAUUAGUAUGCUGCAAGUGGUUAUAAAAACUUAUAAUGUAGCCUGCAGCCGGCCUGUUGUGAUAUCAUUGAGGAGUGAUAGAUGGGAUGAAUGGGAAAGAACACUUACUUCUCCUAUGAGAACAAACGAAAUAUUAUAAAAAAAAUAAUUUUAGAAAAACUUAUAUAUAAAUAAUUUUCAAAUAAAAUUUUGAUAUGAUUUAUUAUAAAUAAAAUGGCAUUCGGUUCGAGAGAAAUUAGCUCUGCUAAUUUUCUCUCAAUAUGGAAUUUUAUUUAUGGGGUUGGGUUUUCUCUCGAGAAUUUCUGCACGGAAAUAGCUGUUUAACUUUGGGGAUAACCAAAGGAACAGCUCCUCAGUGCACUCAAGAGGCUCGGAGUUUUUACCUCUUCACAUCCCCAAGGAGGAUGACCCUUAGGCGGAACACGCGCAGGAGCUGAGUCAGGGCAGAGCGUUGGAAACGCGCCGGGUAAGAUGUGCGGCGGCUGGGGACGAAGCGUCGAUAGAAGGCUUGGCCAGGAGGGCUGAUCACUGCGAUUCCAAGAUGGCUCCGUGACGUCACUAGUUAGCGAAAAGCUCCUUUUGGGGCUGCGCACUAGACACCUUAAACACCGAAUAGUUAAGUUAAGUUAAGUUAAGAUAUGAUUUAUUUAUUAUUUUAAUUAAAAAAUUAUAAUGAAAUAUAAAAAAUUUAUUUUAAAAUUACCUUGAAAUUAAAACAAAAUAAAUUAUAUCAUCUUCGUUAGUAGAGAGAGCUAGCAACCCUAAUAACAAUUCUCAACUCAUUGUAUGUGUGCUUCCAGGACAAAGAGGAAAAUCAAGACUUUAUGACGACCUUAAAAGGUAUGUACUUGCAGUAAAACCGAUCCCUGUCCAAGCAGUUCUAACUGGCACUUUAAAAAGAGAAAAAGGCUUAAGGUCAGUCGUAAACAAGGUCAUGAUGCAGAUGACAGCUAAGCUUGGCGGAAUCCCAUGGGCCCUCAACCAGCUCCCUUACUCUGACGUAAAAACCAUGAUCGUUGGGAUUGAUGCCUACCAAAAAAGAGGCCAAUUCAGUAUUCUUGGCUUCUGUGCUUCCAUUGACCGCAACUUCGGAAAAUACGUAACAGUUCCCCAAGUAAAUAGCAAAGGCGAACAAGACAUUUCUAAGCUUACCGACAGCAUGUACUCAGCCCUGCUUCAAUUUAAAGCUGCAAAUAACGAAGAAUUCCCCAAAAGAAUCGCAAUUUUCAGGGACGGGAUUUCAGAGGGCCAAAAAAGGGUGGUCUUAGAUAGAGAAAUCCCUAUGAUAUUGGAAGCUUUUAACAGAUGCAGAAACCAAGGACUGACUGAAGACCCAAAACUUAUUUAUACCCUUGUCAAUAAAAGAACUAAUUCAAGAUUCUACCAAAUGCAAGGGAAAAAUAUAUCAAAUCCGCCUAUUGGGACUGUUAUUGAUAAAGCCGUUGUGUCUGAUGAUGGGUAUGACUUUUAUAUUUUACCAGCCAGAGCUACCCAGGGGGCUAUGACUCCUACGCAUUUUAUUGUAAUUUUUGAUAAUACAGGCUGCAGAUGUGAAGAAAUCCAAGGGCUUGCCUUCAAGCUGUGCUUUUCAUAUUACAACUGGAGUGGGUCAAUCAGAGUGCCGGCACCUUGCCAGUAUGCCCACAAGCUUGCCUAUCUUUAUGGAGAAAGAGCUACCAACCAAGGGCCACCUAUUCCUCAUGGUGAUUGGACUCGGUCAAGAUCUCUUUACUUUUUAUAA